Messenger RNA from Salvia splendens (bonfire salvia), 1802 nucleotides. RefSeq names its product U-box domain-containing protein 9. The transcript is spliced from 2 exons. The coding region runs from base 210 to 1580 and encodes 456 amino acids. NCBI's taxonomy places the organism in Eukaryota, Viridiplantae, Streptophyta, Magnoliopsida, Lamiales, Lamiaceae. Gene Ontology annotation, molecular function: ubiquitin-protein transferase activity; protein binding. Gene Ontology annotation, biological process: protein ubiquitination. The record is from RefSeq and is a predicted model, not a curated record.
UCUCUACAAACCAAACCUACACCAUCACACACACACACACACACACACACACACACACGAGCACUUGUUCGUAUUGGACACUUCACUCGCAUCUCAUACAAUACAGGUACAGCCUCCUUUCUGAGAGAGAGAGAAUUCAAUUGCGAAUUAUAUGCUGCGGCGAGUGGAGAUUCUGUAUGCAAUUGAAUUUUUCGGGUUGAGCUAAUAAUAUGGCGAAUAGCGAAGGGGAUGGGGAGAUCAGGCUGAAAGCAAUCGAGUUGAAGAAAGAGCUGCAGAAGCUGUUGGAGGCGAUCGUGGAGGAUGAAGACCUCAAUCUCAAGACGGUCGAUAGGGCGCACCAAAUGCUCUCUGUGUUGAAGGAUUUGAAACUCAAGAAGACUGCUGAUUUGGAGCUCCAAUGUCAAGAUUCCAUCCCCGUCGCCGUACCGGAGGAGUUCAAGUGCCCUCUCUCCAAGAAACUUAUGAGUGAUCCUGUCAUUCUUUGCACCGGACUGACAUAUGAUCGUGCCUACAUUCAAAACUGGCUUAAAUCUGGGAAGAGGACGUGCCCUCAAACCGAGCAGGUGCUGUCACACACUGCUCUCGUACCAAACCAUUUGAUCCGCGAUAUGAUAACGAACUGGUGCGAGAUUCGUGGGAUCAAACUGCCAGAAUGUAAUUACAAUGACGGGGAGGCCUUGUCCGAGGCCGACACACUGGAAGUCCAUCAUCACCUGGCCAAAUUGUCGUCCACGUUAUUAUCUGACCAGAUUGAAGCUGCUAAAAGACUGCGUCAGUUGACAAAACAAAUUCCUUCCAUUCGCUCGUUAUUUGCUGAAUCUGAAAAGGCUAUUCCACAGCUAGUGUCUGUGCUCUCUCGAGUAAAUACCACAAUUCAUCAAGGCCUGCUAGAGGACGUCAUCACCACGAUCUUGAACAUCUCCAUCCACGACAAUAACAAGAGGCGCGUUGCAGAGACGCCUAAUGUGAUUCAGAUUCUUAUUAAUGCUGUGAGGCCAGAGACUGCCACUGUGCGGAUAAGAACCAAUGCAGCUGCAGCCCUGUUCACAUUGAGCGCCCUUGACUCAAACAAGGAAAUGAUUGGGAAAUUGGGCGGCUUGAAACCCCUCAUCAUGCUGCUGGACGAAGGGCAUGAUUUGGCAAUGAAAGAUGCUGCCUCUGCGAUUUUCAGCCUGUGUAUCCUCCAUGAGAAUAAGGUGCAAGCUGUAAAAGAUGGCGCGGUUGGAGUGAUUGUGAAAAAGGUCAAGGAAGGAACACAUGUGAAUGAGUUGUUGGCGAUUCUUGCUAUGCUUUCGACCAACCAGAAGUCGGUUGAGAUGAUGAUCGACAUGGGUACAGUCCCUUACUUGCUCCGCAUCAUAAGAGAGAAUCCUUGUCCCCGCAAUAAGGAGAACUGCGUGGCCAUUUUGCAUACAAUCUGCUACAGUGAUCCGAGUACAUGGAGGGACAUGAAAGAAGAGGAGAACAGACUUCGCACACUAUCUAAGCUCGUUCAAGACGGCACUUCUAGGGCAAAGAGGAAGGCUAAUGGCAUUCUUGAUAGGAUGAACAGAGCUGUCAACAUCAACCACAGCGCAUAAAUGUGAGCACAUAUAUUCUGUAAAUUCUGGUGACAACCCUACUUUUGAAAACGAUCUUGAGGUAUCUCGUGGUCAUUUUUACCCCUUGUGUAUAUUCGCGUUGGAGAAAGGUUUUGAUCUCGGCUUAUAGUUGUGAAUAGUAUGCUUUUUACUGUGAAAAGUUCAUCGAUGGUUUUGUGAGCAUAUGCUUGCUUUGAUUGAAUUCUUAGUAGUUCAACUUUA